Messenger RNA from Xyrichtys novacula (pearly razorfish), 11483 nucleotides. The record is from the annotation of a GenBank genome assembly. Lineage: Eukaryota; Metazoa; Chordata; Actinopteri; Labriformes; Labridae.
UAGAGUAGAGCUUAACAGAGACUGGGUUAUUAACCUAAUGAGAUGCUCUGAACCUUAAAGCAGAAGCUGUUUAUCCCAGAGAAACCACUAGAUGGGGAUAGAGGCCUGGUGUUUCCCUACCAAAGGAGGUGAAAUUUGGAGCGUGUGUGUACUGUCAUCCACUCAGGACUGCAGAAUAAAAAGAAAUUCUGAGCAGCCUUUUAUGGUUGUUAGUGUGUAGAAACUACAGCUACAUUGAAGUUGUAAUUACACUGUGCUUUUAUGAUAAAAAAGCAAGCAAACUUGCCAAAAAGUUAGGCACAUUAGUUAGUGUGCAAGCAGCAUAAUCAUCCAACUGCCUGUCGGUCACCAUACCUGAAAUUCCCAGUGGAGUCAGUCACUGGGGAUUGAAUGUGACACACUGAGCUGCACUGACAGAUGUCAAAGAUCUUCGCUCCUCUGAUCAGUCUCCGCUCUUUAACCCUGUCAGCGAAGGACUGAAUGGCCUGAAGGUCAAGAUGUAAAAACCAGUGCCUCUUUGUAUCUGCAUGUGAGCUAUUGUGGCACACUGGUGCUGAAAUAAUGUAUUGCUCUUGUUUAACUCGGUCAUAUAGAUGUUUGUGAGUGUGGGUGCGUGUACUUGACAGAUUGGAGUGUGAAUGAUCAAUUAUGGUCCCUUUCACCAUCACACAUCACAUGCAUGCCCUGAGGAAAGUCUAUAAUAGCAUGAUUCUGUCCUUGAAUACAUUUAAGGACAAACAUGCACACAACACAAAUGCCCUUCUGUCUUUGCCAUUUCAAAGACAUUUCAAUUAUCACUCAUGGUGGAUAUAAAACACAUUACAAAGUAGGCUGGCACAAACAUGGAAUUUACCAGAGCAUAUUUCACUUUUUUUUAGCUAUAACGAAUCUAUUAGUAUUGUCUCACUGUAAGACUAAAAAAGGUGAAUGAGUGACAGUGAUCUCUUACCUAAUUUUCUUACCUUACUAGCGUCUGUCUGCAGUCUGCAUUACACAGUUGGUGUGCCAUAAACCGGACUGAAGUUAGUUUUGUAUUAAGGGUCAGUUAUUUAUUUAUUUAUUUCAAUCAUUAUCAAUUUGGUUUCAACAAACUGUAACUUCGAAGGUAUGUUUAUGGAUCAGUUUUUACAUAUGAAGACUGUGUGUUUGCAUUUUUCUGUAUUUUUGCAAGGGGAUAUAUUUUUUAUCAUGCAUUUUUGGUCUUUGGAAUUUUAACUGGGAAUUCUGUUUCAUUAACGUUUUAUCACGAUGAUUAUAAAGCAAUAUUUAUCAGCAGAUAUAUUUUUAACGGACUUAACUCGAUGUUUAAAUAUACCAUAUUUUGAUAAUAUUAUUGUCAUUACUCUUUUAAUCAUUUUUACUUUUAUUACUAAUUGUAUCACUUUGAUGACACCAAUGAGCUUUUUAGAUGAUGGAAUCCCCUUUUUAGAAAAAUAUAUAGAAUAAUUCAUGGAGCACAAUUUUUAAAGUAUGAAAAUAUAAGACGUACAUUUUACAUAGAGGUCUUUUUCAAAACAAAGGGGUUUUUAAAAUUUGCUUAGUUAUAAAAAAAAACCUGUUUUGUGUUUCAUUUAGCUUUUUAUGAGUUCAGAAUUUAAUUCAGAAUUUUAUAUUUCGGUAGAAAUUAAAAAAUACAUAAACUGUGUGGAAGGACCUGCGCGUCAACGGUGACACCAAUGCAAAACUAACUUCGUGUCGCUCGUCAGUAGGGAGGUCCUAAUCUAGUAUAGCAGCUGGGAGCAUUUUACCACGUGAUGCGAGAGAUGUUAGAGAGCAGCCAUCAUCAUUUCACCUAAUUCAUGACCAGCCUGAAAUGGUAAAUGGUAAGACGACAAGGGAACGGAAAACUGCGAUGGAGUAGUUGAAGACUGAAGCCGCUCCCGUUUCACUUCCUCACCAUCUAAGAAGGUCUGUUUGCUGUUUGAUUUACACCCCCCUCUUCUCCUGUUUUCUGCUGGCUGCCGACGCGCUUGUUUCGGUUUCUGUGUUCAUCCUUACCUCUUAUUUAUGUAACUGAUAGCGUAAACGGCACCAGUUUUGGGGGUUACACUCCCCAAACGUUUAUUUGAGGUGGGACAAUGAGCGUGUUGGUGUUGCCUGCAUAUCCCAACUCUUAUUCGCCGUGUUUUGUUGCCGUGUAUGCUAACACGGUUUGCGCUACUGGUUGUGUAACGAACGUUUCGAAGGCGACGAGCUCCAGGUGAACUGGAACAAUGUAACAAACCAACGGCUAGUAACGCUCGAUUCACGCGCUGCUCCUGUCUGCGGUCGCGCGUGGAGGUUCGUUGAGUCGGGGGCUUUGGCUUAGCUGGCCCGCGAGAGCUUGUUCGAGGAUUUUGCUAGCAUGACAAACUAAUAUGGGUUAACAAUUCACAAGGCCUGCGAACACUCACUUGCUAGUUGAUCAGGUGCCAUGAAAAUCCACUCCAUUACAGCUGGAAUGUAGAGCAAACGUGAAAUGACGCUUUGACAACUAUAAUGGUAUAAUUUCAACACUUAAACUUAUUGUUGGAGGCUGCCUUAGCCGUCAUUUUGAGAUUUUUCACAAGCUCUUCUCACCCAGAGAAGUUCCAGUCCUGUAUUUCAACCACUUACACCAUUCCCUGAGACGUGCUUUUCACCAGAGAAAAGAUCAAAUGAGUCACAUAUCCUAUUUUUGUUUGAUACAUUUUCAUGUAACAGGGUGACCAACAGGAGUUACGUUUACAUUUCAUCAUAGGAACCAGGGUCUGUUUUAUUUUUAGCAACACUUUUCAACAUAACCCAUUCAAGCUAUGUUUCCAUACAAUGACUACUUUGUCUUGGGUGAACCUUACUAAGCAGGUCAGCAAACAGGCAAAGGUUUGAGUUCAGGUGGGCCCAGUCUAAAUUGGUCCUUACAACACAAACAAGUGCUUCCUUGGCUCAGCAAAUCUAGCAAACCCUUCCUCUUGCAUUUUAAUAAGCCUCAAACCAACCCAGGGGCCCAGAACCCCAAACCAACCUAGGCCAGGAUCCUAGCCCAAAUAUGCUCCUCCACAAGCCGCCUUUCUACUACUAAUGGAGAGUAUUUGUUUAAAAGCCUAAGGUGUAUGUGGGAAGACCUUGUUAUUGUUCUGUUAGUUUUGAUUUACUUGUUGUGUGCGUUGUAAGGUGGCCCUGUGCCAUGGCGAGAGGGGAUGGUAAACUCUUGGCUGUGAGAGUGUGCAAAUUAACAUGUUUCACUCUCUGAAUGCUGGACAGGCAUUGAAAAAGAGAUUGUUUACAUUCAGAUGCUGGCCACCCGCCGCUUGCUUUUUCUUCCCUCCUGUUUUCCAAUCACUGAAGAGACAUGACCCAUUUAAAUGGUUGUUUACUUGCAUUAGAAGAAGAGCCAAAGCACUUCUCAAUGAACUCUUGUCUACAAUUCAAUUAGAGUGGCCUUCCCAGCAGCACAGUUUUCCACAUUACACAAUGCUCUCUUCAGCCUGGCUGCAACCCGGGUAAAAGUACCAGAACCAGAGAGCAGCAAUAGUCAAUCACACCUGCGCAUUACAUCAAGUCACAAUGUCCCCACUGGUUAUUGAUCUUUAAUUCAGAAAGUGGAUUAUCAAAGAGAAUAAGGAUUGAAGGACAGGGCAGGUUGACCUUUGGCUUGAAACUCAUCAGUUUGCAUUUAAUUUAAAAUCAAGCAAAGAAAGUGAAAGUAAGCUGAAGACGGAUAUCAUCACACAGAAAAAGCACUGUUACAGCUGCGGGCCAUUGAAAUGGAGCAAGUUAGAGGAAGCACAUCAGGUAUUUCCCAAGCUUUUUCUGUCAAGUUUCUGUAUUUGUGAAUCAGUCUCUGCGUUAGAGGAGCUGUGGUCAAGCAGAGUCUCCCUCAAACCCAACAGAACGUUUUUUAUUCCUUUAAACCAGACGUUUUAUUACUGCUUUCCUGUUGCCCUCUGACUAGCCAGACGUAUAUUAAGACAUGGCUGGAGUGUUUCCCCUCUUUUUCUUUCGCCUAUUUUUGGGGAUUGUGGGAAAAGAAGCUGAGUAAUGUGUCAGCUGUGAAGGAGCCUGGGAUACAAUUUUCCUGCCUAGCUUUCCUUUUACAUCCACUAGCUUUCAAAGCGAGUACAAGAUGAGUCAUUGUUUCAUAUAAUCAAUCAACCUGUUUAUUGUUCUUUAUCCUGCUUCAGGGUGUCUCCCACCUGUAUUUGAUCUCUUGAUUGGGUACUUUCUUUCUUACAGUUGUCAAAAACUGCCUGUUUGACUGCUUUCAAGAGCUUAAAAUUGGCAAUGUCAUACUAUCCUGUUAUCUAGGGUUGACUUGGGACUUUCUUAAAAUGCUUGAGAUUAGAUAAUGUGUUAACUUGAGGACAACUAAUCAAAUAAAGAUUAUAUUUGUUUCUUUUUUUUUGUCUGUGCACCUCAGUCCCAAAUAAAUCACUGAGCCAGUGCAGUGCAUAAAAACAUGGGUGUUGACCAGUUAAUCAUGGUAAACCUGAGUGGAAACUCAUGAUGAUAGCAUUUGGAUCAGCAUGUUAAUCUUUAAGCAAACUUUCUGUAUGGAUCCAGAAUUUGUUCAUAUUCUGGGUUCUUAAGAACAGAUCCUUUUUAGAUUGAUGUUAAAAUUCUGUAGGUCACAUUGUACCCCCUGAAAUGUUUUUGGUCUUCUUUAAGUCUACAUUAUUUAUCUCCAGGCGCCACAAAGCUCAGAAUUGAUCACAACAAUUAUAUGGUUUAGUCCUCUGUUUUGAGUCGUAAACUGCUUUUCUGAGAAAUUAUAAUCACGCAAAUUGAAUUCGAACCGGCCAAUGAAGAUGAACAAGGUCAGAUCAGAUGGCUUAUGUUUUUCAGCUCUUACCGCAACAGUGUACAGCUGAACAGAAAUGCUCAAAAACAGAACAAAUCUAAUUUUAGGCUGGUGGACUACUGCAGUGCCUAAGAGAUUUGAGUCAAAAUAUAGCUAUUGUUGUAUAAUUUACACUGUCUCAAAAGGAAACCCUGAAGGAGCACAUUUUUCGGUACCUUGUUAAACUUCAGUACUGACCUUGUGAAAUAUUUGAGAGGACUGUAGUGAAUUGAUUAAAACUCCUGUUUUAUGUGAUUUGUGCUGCAACAACUGUGAUGUAAUACAUGGGUGGGGAAAUAAGAUGAGUAACUAUGGACCCAAUAACUCGACAGGAAUGUCUCUUAGAUACUCUAGACAAAACAAACAGCACAAAUAUUUUCCAUUUAUGAGUCCUGCUCACCAAUAUGCAACAUUACCUGCAGUUUCAGAACAAAAUACAUGAAAAUGACGAGUACCAGGCUGAUAAAGAAAUCUAUCAGUGACGUAAUCAAAGCCACAUAAAACCUGCUGGUUAUAAAAGGCUGAACUGUUGCGCUACAAUCUUACAUGUACACUAAAUUGGCUGAACUGUUUUCUCUAAAUAGGUCAAUCAAUUAUAUACAGCCCGUUUAGUCUCGCAAUGAUUAUUUUUGAGUGGCAGAAACUUGUCAGUCUUGUCUUUCCUGGUAGGCACGUCAUUAUUCAGAGCUAGUGAGGGAGAGGAGCAGCUCCAGACUUGACAUCAUUUUCAGAUAAAAGUGUGCAGAAGUAUGUCACAGUGAUAGUGAAGUUGGUGAAGUGUUCAUUAUCUUCACAAAGGGAAUCAGGGUCAUGGUCGGCUGAUGUAUGCUGUGUCAUGAUAAUGUUAUCCACGUCUUUGAUUAUAAAGGUUUACAUCUCAACUUUGCCUUCUUUAUGUGUCAUACACUGAGGAUCACAUGAGAACAAAGCCCUUCUUGAGGCAGCUGCACAGCCUCCCAGCUCCAGUUAUUAGUUGUGAACAGAUCAAGAUACAAGAUCAAGUUAGAGCACUAUGUGAAAUUUCCAUGAACUACAAUUCCAGAAAGAACUGUGCUAAAUGGACAAAUUACAGCAGAUGUGCCAUGUUGUCACUAUCAAAGGACAGGAAUGUGUCCUGCCAACCAAGCCGGCUGCUGAUGCUUGGAUCUGAAUGAAUGAAAGAAGUACUGUGAGAAAACAGUCUUUAUCUCUACAGUAAGAUCAUAGUGUAACGUAACUUACAAACAAAACAACAUUCAAAGUGAAGACACGAAAAAGAGCGCUUGGAGUCCUUUGCAUCAUCCAAUCCACAUGACCCAUAAAAAAGAAACUUGUUUUUAAAGUUUGGGAACACACUUGUUUCAUAAACAGCGAGUAGCAAAAAGCAACAACAUGGGGUCAGUGGUAUCUUGACGAUUUAGUUCCUAGAUGGAGAAAAUCCCUCAGACCCUUGACCGAAGGUGGGCUAUUGUCCAUUAUUUAAAAAAAAGAAUUUACACUUAAAAAAAAAAAAAGUUAGGGUUUACAUUAAAGUUUGCCCACAAAAAUAAAUGUUUUUUCUUGCUUGGUAGCAGUCUGAAGUAAAAACCUGAUAGGAGCAAUUCAAAUCUGAUGCAGAAUGAUCCCAGUCCACACAGAAUGAUGGCUCAUGAAUAACCGUCUCAUUUGUUUCUUUCUUCGUUCAUUUCUUUGAUCUCCUCAGGUGGGUUAAACCAAGAACUGGUCGCUCCCUGGCCGUUGGGAUCUAUAACACAGGAGCAGCAAUCUGCCUCCUGGGCUACAGGAUCACAGUGGAGGAGAGAGUCUCAGGCUGAUUACUCCCCCCAUUGUCUCUGAGGAGGGGGGAGGAAGAGAAGGAGAAGGAGGAGGAGGGGGAGGAGGAAGAAGGAGCUGUUAUAACUACCCAGAGCAUGGGGCAAAAAGUCCCAGGUGGCAUUAAAACCAUCGAUAUGCGGGAUCCGGCGUUCAGCCCCCUGAAGCUGGAGCUACAGGCCCUGAGUCACACCAAGCCGUCUCGACUGGACCUGCUGCUGGACAUGCCACCUGCAGGCCUGGACGUGCAGGUCCAGCACUCUUGGAACAACGACGACCGGUCACUCAACAUCUUCGUCAAGGACGACAACAAGCUGGUGUUUCACAGGCACCCUGUGGCGCAGAGCACAGACGCAAUUCGAGGACGUGUUGGCUAUACGAGGGGACUGCAUGUGUGGGAGAUCAGCUGGGCAAUGCGUCAGAGGGGUACACACGCCGUGGUGGGAGUGGCUACAAGUGACGCCCCACUACAUUCGGUGGGCUACACAGCUUUGGUUGGAAGCAACGCCGAGUCCUGGGGCUGGGACCUUUGCAGGAGUAAACUCUACCACGAUGGCAAGAACCUCCCAGGAAAAAGCUACCCGGCCUUCCUGGAGCCAGACGACACCUUCAUCAUACCAGACUCCCUCUUAGUGGUCUUGGACAUGGAUGAGGGAACUCUGGGUUACAUAGUAGACGGACAUUAUUUAGGGGUGGCUUUUAGAGGACUUAAAGGCAGAAAGCUGUACCCUGUGGUGAGCGCGGUGUGGGGACACUGUGAGAUACGAAUCCGGUACAUAAAUGGGCUUGAUCGUAAGUGCAAACGUUCUUUGUCUUUUUCUUAUUUUGUCCUUUUUUACACUUUAGACAUGGUUUUAACUGUCUGUCAGGAUGUCUUCUGCAUAGCUCUUACAAAACUGAUGACAGCAUUUAUUAACACAGUAAACAAAGGUGUGACAGUUCAGGGUUUGUCAGACUGUCCGAGCAGGGUAGUUUGCUGCACACAGGCUUUCAGCGUUUACUGUCUAUGACUCACAUCAGUUUGCCUUACAGCCUGGCUAUUAUGUAAAGCAGUACAAGAGAUAGCAUGACAUUUAAAUUCUUGUUUUAGCAGUCAAUGUUACAGUUAAAUUAAUGUUCAACUUCAUCCCUGAAUCUCUUUAAUUCAUAUGACAAAUAAGAUCAUGUAUCCUCCUCCAGUCGUCGUCAUUUUCGUUUUUUUAAGUCUGUGGUGCCUCCAUUAUGGAUCGUAGUGCCAAAAACACCCGGUCAUCUGUAGUGUUGAUGUAGAAAGCAACAAGCUCUCCCUGAACAAACAUAGGAUGUACUGUAAUUGGAUUAAUGCCAAUUAUUCCACAGCAAAAGGGUCAUGAGCUUUAAAUGAGGAGACAAAAGUGCUUAUCCAAAUGCGCUGUGCUGCCCACAUGUCCCAUGUGCUCUGUGCUCAUUAACUUUUAUGCUCAGCUCAGAUUCCUCGACCUAGUUUAGUUUAGGCCUGUGGAAGAGAAGCACUACAAAUGCAGUGAUAUGCAUCAACCCCAUCUUUAGUCUGAUUUGUUAUUUACCAUAAUAAUGGUGAUGAAAAGAAGGAGAUGCCUGAUCAUGUAUACCGUUGUGUCUCACAGUGUGGACAUGAUCUUGUGUCUGUUAGGAUCCAGUAACCAGUAUUCAGAGCUUGCACUGCAGCAAAGACCGACUGCCAGUAAAAAUCAUAAACACCCUUUGUGUGUUCUUUUUUUUUUUUGGCUCAGUUUUUACAUCUAAAAACAGCAUGAAUAGUAAAUACUUCGAUACUUCUGGAGGCCCAGGAAUAGCUUUAGUUAAAAUAGGAAAAUUGUCAAGAACCAAACUAUCUCUAUCCUUGUUGCAUUGUUCCUUUUUCCUUGCUUGACAGUUUACAUCCUGAUACAUGGCCAUCACAAAAAGUGAAAGAAAAAACGUGUUUUUACCUCUAAUCUCAGUGUCCAUUAGUUCAUAUUUUUAUAGUACAUCUGUUCUGUUUAAUUUGCCAGUAUAAGGUUCAUUCCAGGUCACUCUCUAUGCAGGUGUGACAGAUUAUGACAGACUCAUUCAGGAGGGUUUAUUAUAAUGCAGGAUUUGUGGUCAGUGAGGUAAUUUAAGGGUGAACAGGGGGGUUUCAAUACUAUGUGGAGGCCCACUUCGGAGUUGCUGUACUCAUCAGAUGUGAAAAUAAGGAUGUUUAUGGCUCUAAAUCAUGUUUUCAUAUUUUUAUUCAUCCAUACCAUUCCAUUUGAUAUCGUCGGGGCUGCAGCUGAAAUAUUAAAACUGUCCCACACAUAUUACGAGAAUAAAUCACAGCAAAGAUCAAUUUCAGAGAGUCAUUACAUUUUAUCACACACCAGUGAUGGAAAAGGGAUUUGAUCUAUGCAUAAUCUUUUUAUUUAAACCAGUCCUUCCAUUUUUGCAAACACAGCUUUGUUGAUUGUUGUCUGGAUUAUGUGUUUAACUUCUUCAUAGUUUAUAGGUCUGAGUUUGUAAAGUCUGAUCAUCUACGGACCACAGAUUUGUUCUUGUCCAUGAUUGGCCAGAUGUGAGAUCUUCUCCGUCAGAGCUAGUGAAACAAGAUAACCAAAAGAAAAGAACAUUUUGAAUGGGCUUUAUCAUAUAUUCCUAGAUAUGAUAACACUCAUUCUUGGAGAUGUUUGUCCAUUGUGUAACUUCAGAGGAGACCGUGAAACCUUUUGAGUGUAAAAACUCUCCUUGAAUAAAUAUAUUAGUGGACCUCGAUGCUCUGAGCAGUCAUGAUAAAGAUAUUUUCAGUACUUCCCAGCACCAGUUUUUGAUUAUUAAAGCCCCUGUUUUUUUAUUUUUUUUAAAUAAAAGGCUUUUUUGUCCAAGCAGGUUAGGAAUACAUCACCUCUCCUCUUGCUUUUAUUAAGGCUAAUGUUUAUAUUACACUUAAUUCCUGACAUUUUUAAGUCAUAAUACUUUACUGUCAUAAAAUUAAUUUGCUGCUUCAAGCUUGCUCCUCCUCACCCUUCUUCCCCUCUUGUCUCCCCCCAGCUGAACCCCUCUCUCUGAUGGACCUGUGUCGGCGCUCGGUGAGGGUGGCAUUAGGAAGGGACCGUUUGAGUGAAAUCCAUAGACUGCCCCUGCCUGUCUCCCUCAAGAACUACCUACUCUACCAAUGAUGGCACUGAUGGCCACACUCACACACACACACACACGCUCAGCACACCCUUUUCUCUCUCUCAUGUUUCUCUGGGAUCCUCCUCGGGUUGAACCUGUUCGACAACAUUGCUCAAGACUUCAGGGCUGACUCGGCCUUCAACAAGUACGCUUCUGUGUCAGCAUUUCUUAUCCUGUUUUUAUGACUCUUUGCAAUUGUACUCUCUAACUUUCUUAAAUCAGGAAUCACUGAGCACUAUGCACAUGCUGAUCCAGACGAUGUCCUGACAGUCACCAUAGUGGUUUAACUCUUCCAGUUUGUAAGUAGAUGUGGCAUAUGUAUGUGGUCAGUAUCUCUGCUGUGGGCUCCAGACUUCAAGAUGAUGAUUUUCUAUACUGUAGUCUUUUUGAAUCUUUUAUCUAGUAGGUUGUGCGAAAAUGAAAAAUGUGAAAAAUAUGAAAAUUAAGGUUGGUGCAGAAGUCCACUGCCAGUUUGUGACCACAAGGUGGCAGCACAUCCACGUAAACUCGAUGAAAGCUGUGUCAUGAAACUCUUGUUUUAAAAAUGUACACGGGUCACUAAAUUGAUUUUCAUACAACACAGAGAUGAGAUGCUGACCACUUCAUAGUGAGUCUGUUGUGCAGUGAGGAUGAUUGCACUGUGAGGAAGCUGAGGAGCAGCCCUGACCUCUGCACCAUCAGGUUUCACUACGGUGUGGAAGUGUGCCCUAUUUCUUACCUUUAAGGCAUCGGACAGGAACAUCAUCAGCAGAAAUCUUAACAGAAGGAAAAUGUCACUGUGAUUAUUUGUAGCAUGCAUCUGCAGGAAGUCUUUCUCAGUACAAUCACAAAGUCUGUUGUUUUUUUAAUCUUUUCUGUCACUCCUGCUUUUAGUUGUGCAGCACAGUAGUUUGCAAACACAUCAUGAGAGCCCAAGAGUGCUGUUUUCCUUCCAUUAUCGUUCAGACAAUUUCUUCAUCAGCUGAUUUCACCGGUUCGCACAGGUUCAGCAAGAGAACAAAACUAACCAAUGAAAUUGCAGGAAACGUGUUUUUUUUUUUUUCUUUUUAAAUGAAAACAUGCUAUUUUGGGUCUUACUGGCACAUAGCUGAGAACCAUUGAUGUAGUGUUCGUGUUUUAAGACAUGUAAAGGGAGGUCAAAAAGGUUCAGGUUGUAUUGGUGAAUAUUGUUCUUUUAUCAGCAAAUUUAUGAAUUAAGGCACCAUGACAACAUUACAAGACAAUCCACAAAGUGCUGCACAAACGUAAUGAAAAAAGCUGAGAUUGCCAACAUAUUGUCAAAUGCCAUAUCAUAGACCUGUUGACUCUAGUAUUUUUCAAUGUGCAGACAUGGUCCUUAUCCAGCGCCACGCUGGUGGGGGCUCACUGUGCCACACAUUUUUCUUUUCCUCGCUUGCAGAUUCCAUUUUAUUUGUACUCCUUGUUAAAGAUUUGUUUGUAAGUGUCUAAUAAAGUUUAUUUCAAAAAUAUGUUGUUUUUUUUUAACACUGUUCUCCUGUGAAGAGGUCCAACUGCAGAUGCAGUUUUAUGGUUGAAGUACACUGAUGAUAAAUUAUAGAAGUUUCUGACCUGAGAUGAAAAACCAAAAGCUGUAGCUUAUACAGACUUGCAAGCUUGCUGUUUCCUUGUUCAUCUCCUGUUAUCUGAAUAAAAGGAAAUAGCGUUACUUUAAAUCAUUAAAAAUGAACAGCUCCUUGUUCACAUUUACGAAGGCAGUCUUUAUCCUUUUCAGACAAGGAGCCCCACUUCAUUUGGAAGUGUGUCC